Messenger RNA from Salpingoeca rosetta, 1504 nucleotides. Its product is annotated as non-muscle actin. The transcript has a single exon. The coding region runs from base 101 to 1231 and encodes 376 amino acids. The record is from RefSeq and is a predicted model, not a curated record. NCBI's taxonomy places the organism in Eukaryota, Choanoflagellata, Craspedida, Salpingoecidae.
CAUUUAUCUCGACUGCACUUUUGAACGACCACUGAACCAGCAAGUCAGCCAGCUCCCCGCUCUUUCAACACUCCCUACAACAACCACAAAACAACCAGCCAUGGGUGACGAGGAUGUUGCUGCUCUCGUUGUUGACAACGGCUCCGGCAUGUGCAAGGCCGGCUUCGCCGGUGACGACGCUCCCCGCGCCGUCUUCCCCUCCAUUGUUGGCCGUCCCCGCCACCAGGGCGUGAUGGUCGGCAUGGGCCAGAAGGACUCGUACGUCGGCGACGAGGCCCAGAGCAAGCGUGGUAUCCUCACGCUCAAGUACCCCAUUGAGCACGGUAUUGUGACCAACUGGGACGACAUGGAGAAGAUCUGGCACCACACCUUCUACAACGAGCUCCGCGUUGCGCCCGAGGAGCACCCCGUCCUCCUCACCGAGGCCCCCCUCAACCCCAAGGCCAACCGUGAGAAGAUGACCCAGAUCAUGUUCGAGACGUUCAACACCCCCGCCAUGUACGUCGCCAUCCAGGCUGUGCUCUCCCUGUACGCCUCUGGCCGUACCACGGGUAUCGUCCUCGACUCUGGCGAUGGUGUCACCCACACCGUCCCCAUCUACGAGGGUUACGCCCUUCCCCACGCCAUCCUGCGUCUCGACCUUGCCGGCCGCGAUCUCACCGACUACAUGAUGAAGAUCCUCACCGAGCGCGGUUACUCCUUCACCACCACCGCCGAGCGCGAGAUUGUGCGUGACAUCAAGGAGAAGCUCUCCUACGUCGCCCUCGACUUUGAGCAGGAGAUGGCCACCGCCGCCUCCUCCUCCAGCCUGGAGAAGAGCUACGAGCUCCCCGAUGGCCAGGUCAUCACCAUUGGCAACGAGCGCUUCCGCUGCCCCGAGGCCCUCUUCCAGCCAUCCUUCCUUGGUCUGGAGGCCACCGGCAUCCACGAGCACACCUACAACUCGAUCAUGAAGUGCGACGUCGACAUCCGUAAGGACCUCUACGCCAACACUGUCCUCUCUGGCGGUACCACCAUGUUCCCCGGCAUUGCCGACCGCAUGCAGAAGGAGAUCACCGCCCUCGCCCCAUCCACCAUGAAGAUCAAGAUCAUUGCUCCUCCCGAGCGCAAGUACUCUGUCUGGAUUGGCGGCUCCAUCCUCGCCUCCCUCUCCACCUUCCAGCAGAUGUGGAUCUCCAAGGCCGAGUACGACGAGUCUGGCCCCUCGAUUGUCCACCGCAAGUGCUUCUAAGCAGGCAAACACAUGGCGGCGCAAUGCUUGUACUCUUGCUGUGUGUCAUGCGGUGUCUGCUAUCAAUCGCACACUCGUUGCUGUACUCGCGUGCCCUAUCUUUACUAAUUGUGUUACCCCUUAACGAACCCCCUUCAACAAACCACUGCGUUGAAUGAGUGUGUAAGCUUCGCACAAGUUUCAAGUUCCUGCUGUUCAGGAGACGUGUGAUGCUUUUGCUCAGUAAACCAAAACAACAACUCACCAACUUGUUGAAGAAACAGUCAUCACAUC